Phoenix dactylifera (date palm) is the source of this 526-nucleotide messenger RNA. The record is from RefSeq and is a predicted model, not a curated record. Lineage: Eukaryota; Viridiplantae; Streptophyta; Magnoliopsida; Arecales; Arecaceae.
AUUUUACAAAUAACCUUCAUGUCCUUCAUGUUUUUCUAAUAUACAAUCUGGAAGAUUUUGGGUGCACCAUUUCAGUUCUUUAUGGAUGCAGGAAGCAACUAUAGCUGAUCUUUGUGUCAGCAUUACGCCAGUUGAGGAUUACCAGCUUCCUCCUGAAGCUUACAAAGAGAUACCGGAAGGGAAGCUCUCGUCAACUGAGUCUGCAGUGAGGAAGGCAGAGGAUGUGGUGAGCAGCAUGCUGGCCAAGGGUUUUGUCCUGAGCAAGGAUGCCCUCAAGAGAGCCAGGUCCUUUGACGAACGACACCAUUUUAUGUCCGGCGCCUCAGCUAUGGCUUUAGUCCCUUGGAGGAUCUCACUGGAAUUAUUGGGCAAUCAUCAUUCUCUUCUACCUCUACAAGUCAAGCCCCAGAGCUGUACACGCGUGAAGACCUUCUAGGUAUUUUUGAGCACUAAAAGAAAAAAUGGCAAGAGGAGGUUUUUCAAAAGAUGAGAGAAGAGAUUGGCUUUGGACCAAGGCAUGCAGAUC